UUGGGAUGGGACCUGAUCCCCCCGCGCCAAAACCCCCGCAGCAGCAGUAAAACAUCACCGCUAUGACGACUCCAGCGAGUCCGAGUCCGUCCUCACCGCCUCCGCAACGCCCACACCCCCCAGACCUAUACGCGCUCGACCACACCAACACGCCGCAAAUAUGGAGCGCGCUGCUGACCUCCCGCUUCCCCUACAAGCCAUCGAGCUUCCUCGCCUCACUGCACCAAAUGUUCGAGCAUCCCGAACACAACACGUCGUGGAUCCUGCGGUCGGACACACUCACGCCCAGUGAAUCCGAGCAGCCACGCUCCAUCACACUCCCGUCAUUCGCGACCACGCGCACGCUCCUCCGGCGCUUCGUCCCGCGCAACCCUCACCGCGACGCGCCGGCCCUCCAAUCCUGCCACUUCCUCACGCACGCCUCGCUCUCCGGCGAGAUCCGCGAGCUAGUGGUAUACCUCAACCACUGCGACAGCGCCGAGAGCACGCCGUACUACCUGCCGAAGGUGCGGGGCGUGGCAUGGCUGCUCUUCCCCGCGUCAUCGUCGGACGACGACGGCGAUGACGACGACGGCGGGGAUGAGACGCAGUACUGCGUCUCCCUGCUCUACAGCUACUUCAAUGCCAACGGCGAGCCUAACAAUGUGCGGCUGGAGCGCACGGCGCACCACCUGCUGAGCCGGGCGAUCAAGCUUGCGGGCGGGAUCGAGGCGGGCUACGAGAAGCGCGUGCACCACGACCUGGUGAUUCCGCGCGAGGAGUUCCAGGACCGGUAUCUUGCGCUGCGGGCGAAGCACGCCACCCGCCUCGUUGGCGGGUGGAGGGAGAAGACGGAUCCCAGGAAACAUGUCUUUGAGGAUAUACUCAUCGCGACGUUCUUGAUAUGUCUGUGGGAACGCAUGUACCAGGGCAAGGAGAAGAAGGGGUGGAUGGGAUUUGUCGAUAUCGGCUGUGGCAAUGGCGUGCUGGUCGAUGUGCUCCUCCGCGAGGGCUGGACGGGCAGUGGGUUCGAUGCCAGGGCGAGGAAGAGCUGGGAUGGGUUUGAGGCAAGGACGAGGCAGAGGCUGCGCGAGAUGGUGUUGGUGCCGUAUCUAAUGGAUGAUGGCAUAGAAACGGGGAAGGGGGAACAUGAUGGACGGUUCGAGGAGGGCACGUUCAUCAUCUCCAAUCACACGGAUGAGCUGACGCCGUGGACGCCGAUUCUGGCGGCCGCGAGUAAUUGCCCCUUCAUUGCUAUCCCCUGCUGCUCGCAUGAUCUUUCGGGCGCGAAGAAACGGUUUCCGCCGCCGAAGGAUCUGCAGAGUGAGCAGAGCGGGGAUCUGAGAUUGAAUAUGAACCUCUCUAAGAGUACGUAUGCUAGUCUGUGUGCGUACGUGGAGAGGAUCGCACGAGAGUGCGGAUGGGUUGUUGAACGAGAGGUGCUCAGGAUUCCGAGCACGAGGAAUGUCGCUGUCAUUGGCCGGAGGAGGAAGACCAAUUUCCUGGUAGAUGUGGCGGAGGUUGUUCGGAGGGAGGGAGGUGCUACUGGGUGGAGGGAACGGGUUGAGGAAUUGAGAAAGAAGGAGAGCAUAUGUCAUUAGAUUCAGUACUUGUAUUGGUAUAUGUAACAACGCCCGAACGCCGUGAAUCUAUCAUCAUCUGCCCUGGCCGCGUGCACCGUCUAAGGCGCCGCAGGCGUAUCAAUGAACACAACCAGAAUGAACCUCGCAUCUAUUUCCACAUUAGCCUGAGCCCUCCAACCCCCCUCUCACGGCUUCAACGCACCAGGCACAACGACCAGCUCCCUCCUCCUGGUCC
Tricharina praecox is the source of this 1797-nucleotide messenger RNA. RefSeq lists its product as uncharacterized. The record is from RefSeq and is a predicted model, not a curated record. Gene Ontology annotation, molecular function: tRNA (uridine) methyltransferase activity. The transcript has a single exon. NCBI's taxonomy places the organism in Eukaryota, Fungi, Ascomycota, Pezizomycetes, Pezizales, Pyronemataceae. Gene Ontology annotation, biological process: tRNA methylation. The coding region runs from base 63 to 1580 and encodes 505 amino acids.